This is a messenger RNA of Vanessa atalanta (red admiral), 1211 nucleotides long. RefSeq names its product tumor suppressor candidate 3 (gene Ostgamma). The record is from RefSeq and is a predicted model, not a curated record. Lineage: Eukaryota; Metazoa; Arthropoda; Insecta; Lepidoptera; Nymphalidae. Bases 89 to 1081 code for a protein of 330 amino acids. The transcript is spliced from 6 exons. Gene Ontology annotation, cellular component: oligosaccharyltransferase complex.
UUGGCGUUUCAUAAUUGGUUCUAAUUCAUAUUGCUAUUGGAGUGGAGUUUGUUUCGCAUAAAAUAAUAGAAAAACUAAAUUCGUUAAAAUGAAGUAUAAAACGCUACUAUGCAUUACUGUAAUCCUUACAUACUACAAUAUAGAAGCCCAGAAUCGUGCUAAAGGACUCGAUGAGAAAGUCCAACAACUGACGGAUAUGACAGCAAAACACUCAAUAAUACCAUUGAAUUUAAACAAGUUUAAAGAUUUUGUGAAGUCUCCACCCAGGGACUAUUCCUUCAUAGUGAUGUUUACAGCGAUGGCACCUUCCCGGCGGUGCACUAUAUGUCAACAUGUGUAUGAUGAAUAUGUGGUCGUGGCCAAUUCAUUCCGUGUCUCGCCGUCUUACAGUGACAAAUUAUUCUUCGGAAUGGUUGACUUUGACGAAGGUUCAGAUAUUUUCCAGAUGCUACGAUUGAACACAGCUCCAGUUAUUAUGCACUUCCCUGCGAAAGGGAAGCCUAAACCCGCCGAUUCCAUGGACUUUGAAAGAGCAGGUAUCCACGCUGAAGCAAUAAUCAAGUGGAUCCAGGACAGGACUGAUAUUCAGAUCCGUGUAUUCCGUCCACCAAAUUACUCUGGUGCUGUUGCAUUUGCGAUGCUCUUCAUAUUACUAGCUGGAUUUUUAUAUCUUAGACGUAACAACCUUGAGUUCCUAUACAACAAACAAAUGUGGGCGAUUAUUGCCGUUUUCUUCUGCUUCGCCAUGGUGUCAGGACAGAUGUGGAACCAGAUUCGUGGACCACCAUUCUUUCACAGAACUAAGAAUGGACCGGUUUAUAUUAAUGGAGGUUCCCAUGGCCAGUUUGUAUUGGAGAGCUACAUUGUAGCGAUAUUGAAUGGUGCAGUGGUUGUAGGAAUGAUUUUGAUGAUAGAAGCAGCAGGUGGAGUGAAAGGAACAGUUGUUGCUGCUCUUGAGGGAAAGAGACGGCGUUUCCAAUCUGUCGUCGGAUUGGUAUUAGUAUGCGUGUUCUUCUCGCUACUCCUCUCUGUAUUUAGAGCUAAAACUCAAGGCUAUCCAUAUAGCUUCCUCUUCAAAUAAAUAAAUGAAUAUUUAAAUCACAGAUGUCAUGUGUGCAAUUGAAAGUGUGUGAUGAAAUAUUAUAAUUUUAAUUAAGGAAAUGAAACUACUAUUUAUUUAUGUGUCCAUUUCAUAAACAUUGUAAAUAAAU